AUGGUGCGUUUUUUUUGCGGUGGGGAAGACCUGGACGAGUCCUGCGUGACGACCAUGUACCCACGCUCACCAUCGCCUCAGCGUGAGCAAGCGCAAGAGCAGGCUGAGGCCCCUCCGCCCAUGACCAAGGAAGAGCAGAAGAGGAACGAUCGAUUUCAAGAUAACAUCAAGAAGGCCAUGAAGACAGAAGCCAAGGAGCUGAAAAAGAUCGAGAAGGACAAGGGUGGAGAAGACGAGGAUGGCAAGAAGGAGAAGGACAAGAAGGAGAAGAAGGAGAAGAAAGGAAAGGAAGAUGAUGAGAAGAAGGAAAAGAAGUCCAAGAAAGAAAAGAAGGAGGAGAAGAAGGAAGAAUCUGAAGAUGUGAAGAUGGAAGAGAAAAAGGAGUCGAAGAAGGACAAAGCUGCUGAGGAGAAGAAGGGCAAGAAAGACAAGGAGGAAGAGAAGGAGAAGAAAAAGAAAAAGAAGAAAGAGUCCUCCUCAUCAUCAUCAUCCUCUUCCUCUAGCGAGGAGGAGGCCAGCAGCGACAGCGGCGAAACCGUCAUGGAAGAACAGGUGGAGUGGGUGGAGAUUCGUCCCAGCACAGCGGGCGACUCGAAAUACGCCGCCGGUUACAACUACGAUUCAGAGGAUGAAGGCUUUGGACCAAUGCCUGCGAGCCAACAGGAGCUGAUUAACAACAUGUCGCAGAGCAAGGGCUCCUACGGAGGCUAUCUGCUUCCUGGUGAGGGAGACGCAAUGGCUGAGUACGUGAAGAGCGGCAUGCGAAUUCCUCGAAGAGGAGAGGUUGGCAUCUCCGCGGAGCAGAUUGACGGCCUGGAAGGCCUCGGUUACGUCAUGAGUGGCUCGCGACAUCGACGCAUGAACGCGGUGCGUAUCCGAAAGGAGAAUCAGGUCUACUCUGCCGAGGAGAAACGAGCUUUGGCCAUGUACAACUUCGAAGAGAAGGCAAAUCGCGAGUCCAUGCUGGUGGGCGAGCUUCGUGAACUGUUGGAGAAGCGACAGAAGGCCAUUGCCUCGGCGGUUGGAGAUGGCACCACGCUGAACGAUCGGUUCAGCUCCAUCGGCGAGCAGAAGAAAUUCCUCUGA
Messenger RNA from Cladocopium goreaui, 1086 nucleotides. The record is from the annotation of a GenBank genome assembly. Lineage: Eukaryota; Dinophyceae; Suessiales; Symbiodiniaceae.